Messenger RNA from Bactrocera oleae (olive fruit fly), 6259 nucleotides. NCBI's taxonomy places the organism in Eukaryota, Metazoa, Arthropoda, Insecta, Diptera, Tephritidae. The record is from RefSeq and is a predicted model, not a curated record.
AGUCAUCGAGUUCUCUGUCAGUUUUGUUGCAGUUGUCGUUACAGAAAAUUUUUAUCGUUUCUUUGUUUGAUUUAUAUAUUAUUAAUGUAUGUAUUUAUGUACUUAUCAUACACACCUAUAUGUGGUCACUCAACUUAUUAUAUAUUCUUUGCGUGUAUACCUCUACGAAUCGAAAAUCGCUUUAUUGUUUUUUGAAAUAUUCUCCAUUAAGGUCUAUACACUUUUGCAUGCGUCGAAUCACUUUUUCCACUCUGAAUGAGUUAGCAAAACACCAACCGACUCUUAAAGCGAAAGAAAAACGUUGACCUCCUAGUUUAUUGUUUACGUACGGUAAUAAAAAGAAGCCACUCGGUGCCAAGUCAGGGCAAUACGGUGUUUUGAGCGCUCAAAAAUUCAGUUGUUUCAGUCGAUUUGUGAAACUCGUGAAGAGUCUUCGUCCGUUGAUCCGUGUUCGACGGUUGGUUUUCUUGAUUUUUUGAAAGACACUGGCAAAAAAAUGUUUGGGUAUCACUCAGAAUUUAUCGUUAUGUGUUGUUUAAUUGGUACGCUGAUAUCUGCCCAAAAAUUUGUUCCAAUUUUCAAGGCACUAUGACAAUUUCUGCAGGUUUUAUGAUGAAAACUAUGAGGCUAGAAAAAGCGAGCUUGGCACCCGGUGAAGGUAGCGUCAAAACCUUUUGGCAGUCAAUGUUAUAAACUGAAAAACAAGUGUUCUCAUGAUACCCUCCACUUUUUGAUUACUCAUUAAACAAUUGGACUGCAUCAGAUAGCUUAAGGAUCACAAAAGGAAAUUUGAUAUUUAAUCAGUGGCAAAAUAAAUAAAAUAAAAAGAGGCAAGUUCGAUUGAAACCAUCCCAUUUAAAAGGUAUUGUGCGCGUACUUGUGACUAAGGCUAACUGAUAGCCUCAGAUCCACAGACAGACAAUAACGUUCCAGUGUCGCUGCAACAAAAACAAACAUCAUAACAAUACCGUUGCGGGAGGUGUGCCACCACAAACGGUGCUAUUUUUUGUUCUACGUCGUACUUUUUGUAUUUUCUGUGAAUCUUGAACUGAUAAGGCUGUGUGCGGCAACACAAGGUAGGUGCAGAGUGUAAACAAACACUUAUCACAGUGUAGAUAUAGAUCGCAAAGCUAUCACUGAGUCCACACUCACCGACAAACGCGGGCAACUGCUGACAUACAGACAUUUAUGAAGACUUAACAAUAACAAUAAUCGGUCAAAAAGAGCUGGAAUAAACGCAGUAACAUCAGCAACACCAGUCAAGUACAAGUACAAAAAAUAAGAUAAAUAGAGAUAAAAUAUACAAGUAAACCCCAACCAAAAACAAAACAAAAAAGACUGCAAAUAGCAAAAUAAAGCGUAGCGCACAAUAAGCGGGCAAAAUAAAGAGCAACGCUCCAUUGAUGCCGUUGAGUUGUUGUUGAGCCAUAGAGCUGCAAGCUGGCAAACUAAAUGGUUGCGCGAAUUAAACAGAAUCGCUAAUAUACACAUUGCUGAAGUGAAUGUUGUUAAAUAGUUGUGGUUGUUUUGCUCCGUUUGUGUUGCUCUAAUUGUUGCAAGUGCUUUGGAGUCUGCAGGUGGUGGGACGGUGCAGUCGUGCGGUUGCUGUUGUGAUUUCCUCAAAGAGCAAGCGUAGCGAAAACCCAAUUUUUCGUUCGACUCAGCCGACGUUAUUAGUUUUCAACUAAAAAAUAAGCGAUUUCUAGUUAAAGAGACGGCAUAUACACUACGCUCUCCGUAGUAUUUGGUGCGUGCAGCAAAACAAAAUGGUGAAGACUUUUCAAGCCUACUUGCCGUCCACGAACCGAACGUACUCUUGCGUACAUUGCCGUGCGCAUCUUGCGUCCCACGAUGAGCUCAUCUCAAAAUCGUUCCAGGGCAGUCAAGGACCUGCCUACCUAUUCAACUCGGUGGUGAAUGUGGGCUGUGGGCAAACCGAGGAGCGUGUGCUACUUACUGGUCUACACGCCGUCGCAGACAUAUUUUGCGACUGUUGCAAAACACCUCUGGGCUGGAAGUACGAACACGCAUACGAGAGCAGCCAAAAAUACAAGGAGGGCAAGUACAUAAUAGAGUUGGCGCACAUGAUCAAAGAAAACGGCUGGGAUUGAGCGAAAGUGUUGAUAUUUAUACGAUGGAGCAGAUCGCCUAUGAUGAAACGAAGCGUAGCGAUGUCGAGCGAAUGCAGUGCGUGUUAAUGCUGAGGACAAUGUGGAUGUUAUACAAUCUAUGUUAGUGAUAUUGUGUUUGAAGAUGAGCUUGAGGACGGUAGUGGUAUUGAUAUUAUAUGGCGAGGAACAUUGGUGAACGUGAUUGGAGUAUAUUAGUGGCUAGACAUGAAUUAUGUAGUGAUAUUUGAACACCAGUGAAGGUUUGGUAAUGUUUAAAAUGUAUUUUGUGUAUACACUUUUGACAUUAUCCUUAAAAACAAGGCGAAUAUCUGCUAAAAACCUCAAGAAAGCAAAUGUGUUUAAAUUAAGGUUAUAAUGUGAUUUUAUGUUUAAAAUUGCCACCGCUUGCUCUUAACACCAUUAAGGAUCAUAACACAAAAACAAAUAACCGAUGACCGCAUUCAUGCAUACAUCUACAUCUAUCACUAUCACUUCUGCUGGCAGACACCCAAAUCCUUCCUCUAUCAAUACUCAAACACAACACCGAUAUAUUUUCAAAAUCUUUUCAUAAAACAACACUUACAAAGUAACAACAUAAACAAAAGCCAACAACAUUUAAAGUUAAUCCACAAGACAAACCUUGCAGAAACUCGCUUUUGUAAACCAGUUGCAAGUCUUGCUGGUUUCAUUUCCAGAAUCAUAAUGUGAUACGAAAAGCAUAUACCCGGGAACCGUACUAAAACUUUUGGAUAAUGAGCAACAACAAGCUUAAAAAUUCACAUUGGAUAAAUGUUGAAAUGAAAGCACACAAACGCAUGCAAUUGAGUAUCAAAGCGUAGAGCGCAGACAAGGUCGCUAAGCUAAUGGCGAUAGACGCAUAUAUAGUGCGAAAUGGACACAUAUUGUGAAGUUGAUAAAUUUAAACUGUCUUUGCUAUCACUGCCACUGCCGAUACUUUAAAUCUUCUAACAACAAUUCUACAAAAUCAAACUUUUGCGGUUUACUUUUGCUGCAACAGUGACUUCUGCUGAUAGCACCACUGAGGACACAGCGCUUUUAAUGAACAAAGUAUAUGCUAACCAAAAACCUGUAGACACGGCUUAGGUGCGCCUGCAAAUGAAAAGUUUAGCUUACCUCUUCAACGCUUUAAAUCGUAAAUACCCAUAUACCGAAAUGAAGUAAACUAUUAGAAACCAGUCGCUUUUUCGUUUUGUAAUAGUUUUUGAAAAAUUAUUGAUAAAUAUCUAUUAUUUUACAGUUAUAAUUAAAAAAGUGGUACACUAUAUAAACUUAUGUGUCUACGUGUAAUGUGUGUAAGAUUAUUUUAAUGUGUAUCCUUGACAUAGACCAUGUAUUUUUAAGUUUUAUGUGCAUUUUUAAUAGCUCAACAAGAACAAAAACACUAAAUUUACAUAUAACUGUUAUUAUGUGUAAAGUAAGUAAUAUACAUACAUACAUAUAUGAUACAAAUUCAAAACUUGUGUGUAAUUUAUUUUGGUAGUGCCAACAGUUUUUAUACAUACAACAAUAACAAUAUCGAUAACCAACAACAAUUUCAUUUGCUAGCAGGCAACAAAGAAAUUAAUAAAAGGGCAAGCAAUAUAACUCCGUGCAAGGACAUUUGUUGUGACUGCCCGCGACAUUUUUCAUAAAAAUAUUGAUUGACAUACCUAUAUGAAUUGUGUUAAAUUAACUGCUGCUGUAUGAUUUAAAAUAAAUAUAUUCACUAGGACGAUGCAAAGACAAAUGCUUUAAUUUGUAAAUAAGCAAAAAUUACAUUAUUUACUAAAUAUACAUAUUUAUGUAUGAAUGUUAACGAAGUUAUUUAAAUCUAUUAAAUUCCGAGUAUUGUAUUUUAAAGCAAAUGUUUUAUAAAUACGUUGCAGCCUGUUGAGAAGAGUUUUCAAUAAUAACAGUUUGAAAUGGUGAGGUGAUAUUCUAAAGCUUUCACGGAAACUUUCGCAAAGCUCGCCUAAGACUAUAUACAAACGUUUGUAUGGCAGUGAAAUAAGUACUUGAUAAGAGCUGUUGAGAAACGCAGAUUAAGUGAUGGAGUGAGCUUAGCGUUUUUUAAUAAGAAUUCAAAUUGAAAUAAAACCGUUUUAAAUAGCGCACGGAAUCUAAUUCCAACUAAAUUAUAAAUAUUAUCAUCACCUGAAAUGUCAAAUAAAAGUAAUUAGUGAAGCAACAAACCAGAAACUGUUAAAUUUAUAGUGGUUUUCUUUAAAAAUAUAGUAAAAUUCGUAACAUGCUUUUAAAGUACCACUAGAAUAUUCGGUAAAAUGAUUGCAAUAUAGAAUACUACUAUAUUUGGUACAAAAUGGAAGCAAACUUCAUUAUUGUAUUAAGUGCAAUUGAGGUUAGAGCUGAAGUUUCACCAGCCGGGCGCGUGCUGAUAAGUAUAUUGCUUUUGAAAAAGUCUCAUUAUUUUAAAUACACAUGUUUGUGUGCUUAAAAUUAAUAAAUUCGUUUAGAUGCAGCUCAUUCAUUUUCAAAAUAAAUUUCGAAUUUUUCAUUAUUACCGUUAAUUGUAUUUCAGGUGAUGACAUGUACGUAUAUAUGCAAAUAAAAUAUGGAAUUUGUAGUAAAGUUUUUAUAAAAUCGAGGUUUCAGGCUGACAAUGAAGCUUAAAAUCCAAAUGCUUAAAAAUUAAUGUAUUGUAAUUAUUAAUUUUCUUUUAAGCUAUUGAUGGAAUUAAAUACACCAUUGCAACAUUAAAGAAUUUAAAUGAAAUGAUGAACGAAGAAGUACGUUUGAAGUACCACAUAUACGAAACUGUGGGGCAAACAAACAAACUUGUAAUUCAAUAAAUGCGUAUCCAUUUUUAUAGCAAUUAUCAAAUCCGUAGCAAUGUAACUGUCACAAAAGAAAAAUUAAUGCAUUAAAUCACACGUAAAACUCACGGAUGAACAUGAUUUGCAACAACUGCUAAAAAGUUUUAAAAUGCAGCAUAAAAACUUCAAAGGUGCACUAAAAGUCUUAAGUUUUUGUUUUGUAAAGAGUAAUAAAAAACUGUAAUAUUAUCAAAAUAUUAUUAAAUUUCUUUCGUUUGCUUGAAAUCUAAGAGAAAUCUUAUUUAUUUACAUGUGUAUGUUCAUCAAAUCGCUUUAAUAUAGUAUGUAAACUGGCUGCAAGCGUUUUAUUAUAGCAUAGAAUAAAACUGUAAAUAAUACAUAUAUAUGUAUGUAUAAAAAAAACUGCCAAGAACAAAUUCGCGUCAUAAAUGUCGUUGGUUCUCUAAUAACAAAUUAACAUACACCCAGUUAGAAUAUCAAAUUAGUCAAUAUAUACUUUAAUAUAGGUUUAUAGUUUAGAAAAGAAAUUAUUGACAAAUAGAUACUUAUAUUCUGUCACAGCAAUCAAACAGCAAAGAAACACUAUUUAUUUAAUUUGUUCGCUAUUCAUUUCCUUUUGAGUUAAAAUUGAUUCGAUGCGAAAUUAGAAACAAAAAACUUGGCAAAUACUGUUCGUAAAAAGGAAUUUAAAUGCUAUAUAGUAUAGUUUUAAUGAAAAUAUUACUAAAUUACAUUCCUGUUAACUACUAAUUAAACUACAUAUCCGCCAUUAAUAUAAAUGCUAAAAAAAUAAAUAAAUAUUCAAAAAUAUUCAAACUUUUAUUUUAAAAGGAUUAAAGCAAUUCGUAAAGAAAAUAAAACCGAAAACAAUUGAAACAUCAAAUAAUGGAAAAAUGAAGCAUAAUGCAUAAAAUUUACACUCUCAGAACUGUGUUUCUGCUUUUUAUCAAAAAUUAUAGAAUUAUCUCAUAAUACAAUAAACAAAUUUGUAUGUUUUGGUAACUGGGCAAACACAAUUAAAAAUAUAUACAUAUAUGUAUAUGAAUAUCUAUUUUCUCAACACUAUCAUAAAUAUUAUAAUUAAAAUAUGAAUGUACUAUUGCAUAUCGCAGAAAUUAUAUGCGGACAUUUUUGAAAUAAAGUAUUGCUUUAUUUAGUGAGCAAACACUGGUACACCAUAAAACAUGCUAUUUCAUAAAAAAAAAUUGUUUAUUUAUUUCGUAAAAUAUAGCCGAAUACAUGAAUACACACAUACAUACAAUUCAUACGCAAAUUGUAGCUACCUAGUUUUAGUUUAUAAUUGAUGGAAAAACGUGAUAAAUAAAUUAUUAAUAUAUAGUAAUAUACAGAAAA